CGACGGAGAUACGACAUUGUGCCUGGCAUAUGACGCCCAGAUGCUCGGCUUCCCUGAUGAGCAAACAGAGACUGUCACUUUCAGAGUCAAGAAGAUGAGCUAUUUUACUAAAUUCAACUCGCAGCAUUAUCAGGCACGCAGGACCCUUGUACCAAGAGGCAGAAGUGAUCACUCCACCUUGCAGGUAUAGUUCCGCACCGCCACGGCCGAGGAGCACAACCGUCUGCGGCUACUGUGGUGUACCCCGAUGUACUCUGUACUCUGUACUAUGUACUAUGCAUCCAGAGAAGCCCGGAAAUCGCGAGCGCUACUGCCGCCGAUCGUCUGGGGAAGGCAAAAUGGUCACUAGACUUGCCAAAAUAAUGAACGCUUUCCACUUGUCUCCAACCCGGCUGACUUCGGAUCGACAUGACGCUCGACCCUCGAUCUACCGCUAUUGCCAACCAUAAUAUUCUAUGAAGUCCAAGAACAGCGGAAAGUUUUCUCGUCGGCUGAGUGGCUGACGCGUGCUCGCUAUGCGUGAUGAUACGACAGAGAGUGGGCAAUGUCUCGUUCGCUCCACCAGUGGUAAAGCCGAAGUUGUUCGGAACAUUGCUGUAUCGCACAAAACACCGUGCUUUGCCUGGCUGAUAUCAUACCGAGGGAAGACGGGAGAAGAUAUGCAAAAGAUUGGCUGUGCAGACCAUCCGGAAUUUCGGAUGCAUUCGCCUCAAGCUUGGGCAGCACGAAUCGCAAUUUGCUCUGACUGUAUGGGAUUCUUGCCGAUGUCCUUUUUGGCCUCGAGAGUCGAACGAUAGCAUGGGAAGAAUCACGAGCAAAAUCCCCGACGUCUGCUACCGGCAAGGGCGGCCAUCAAUCCCAUUGGACGAGACCCGACCGCCACAUCCGGAUGGCGCCGCGCUUCGGCAGGUUGACGUUUUGCGGAGAGAGGAACGUCUGUCUUGCAUGCCGUGCUGCAAGUCCCAGGCACUUGUACUGUCCACCAGUGCUCCGGGCUGUUCCUCGAUCCCAAUCAUCAGCGCCCGAGAUAUGCGAUAUGCGAGUGUUCCACUAGCGGUGCAACAAUGCAUCCUCAUUUCCUGAAAGUCGUGGUCGAGCACCGUCCGCCCCGAUUGUACUGGUAAACAAGUCGUAGCUGCUGUGGGAUUCUCUGCCGACCCCGCUCGUCUAGACUACUUUACAGCCUCGACCCCGCGGUUGUACGAACAUGGUGUUCCGUGGCGUGAGCGCAAUACUCAAUCCGUGUGACCACAGGUAAGUCGUCUUCAACAGUGCUAGCCUCCAAUGUAUUUUACAGACUGUGAGGUGCGAACCUUCACAUCACACCAUACACUUUCAUUGAGCCAGAUGCUUCGAUGGCGGUCCGUUUCAAUACCGAUUCGAUGGCAUUAUUGCCGUUGUAUCCUCCAUCCCGUGACCAUGAGGAUAUGGCGGCGACUGUUGGGCUUGGGUUUCACCAUAUGUAUACCAUGAGAGAAGCACACGAGCACCUGUUUUGGGGUCUCAAAAAUGAUAUCUUACUUGAAACACAAUAACCAACGAUCCAGUAUCACUCAUGUCGAAAACAUCUCUUCAUCCCACAAUUCCUUAUCACAUACCAACUAACAUUACGAUGCCAAAUACUACUCCGACUUCAAAGGCAUCGGCGGAACAAGACCCACCGCGGUCGCAACUCCCCGAAUUCGCGCUGCAACUUGGAAAGAACCUGUAUCCCGAGCCUCUACACUUCAAGACAAUGGAGCGCUUACAGGAGUUUCGAAGAACGGCCGAUUAUAUCUCUGCAGCUAUGAUCUUUCUCCGGGACAAUGUCCUGCUCGAGCGCGAUCUCAGCCAUGAUGAUAUAAAACAUACUAUAGGCUGCUGGGGAAUAUCCCCCGGUAUUACUUUGCUUUAUGCGCACCUCAAUCUAGCCAUCCAGAAGUACGAUCAACACAUGAUCUGCCUCAUCGGCCCCAAUGAAGGCGUGCCUGCAAUUUUGUCCUGUUUGUGGUUGGAAGGUUCAUUGGAACGGUUCUAUCCGCAGUACAGCAGAGACAGAAAGGGCCUUUACAACCUUAUCACGGGAUUUGGUGUUGCAGGAGGAUUUCCAAGGCAUCUCAAUGCGAAAAUUCCCGGCUCUAUCCAUCAAAACGAAGAGCUCGGUCAUGUUCUGUCAACGGCAUACGGUACCGUCAUGAACAAUCCGGAUUUGGUCACUGUUGCCGUUGUCGGGGACGGUGAAGCCGAAACAGGCGCAACCGCGACUGCAUGGCAUAUGUGCAGAUACAUUGAUCCCGGGACAUCUGGGGCAGUAUUGCCGAUACUUUACCUCAAUUGUUACAAUAACUGUGGCAAAACGAUCUUCGAAACUAUGGAAAAUUCGGAGCUUUGUUGCUUGUUCUCCGGUUAUGGCUAUCAGCCAUGUCUCGUCGAUGAUAUCCAGGAUAUUGACAGAGAACUCAGCAUGGCAUUAUCCUGGGCCUUGGAGACGAUCCGAGAAAUCCAACUGGCUGCCAGGUCUGGAGACAAAAGCUUCAAACCCAGGUGGCCAAUGAUCAUCCUACGGAUCCCCAGAUCCUGGGGUUAUCCUGAAUUAAAUGGCCAACAAGGCAUCCCCGGUCGUUUCCAUGGACAAGAAGUCCUUCUACCUCAUGCAAAAUUCAACGGGGACCAGCUGCGGCAGCUCCAGAAGUGGCUCGCCUCAUACAAGCCGGCUGAACUGCUACCUGGCGGUGGCGUACCCGAAUCCAUUGAGCCUAUCUUUCCUGCAAGCGAAAAGCUGAGAUUAGGACAGAAUAAAGUCACUUGGGAUUCCCGGCAUCAUCUCGAUGUUCCCGAAUGGAGGCAUUUUGCUGUCGCCAGAGGCAAUUCUAACAGCUGCCUGGCCGUCGGCGCAUCAUUCCUGGAGGAAGCAUUGACCCGCAACAAGGGUUUGCUGCGGAUCUUCUCCCCAGAUGGCGUGGCAAGCUGUAGGCUUCCACACCAGCUUCCAAACCGUACUUUCCAAGCCCUUCAACGGGACGAUGACAGCGCCCCGGUGCGCGGUCAAGUGGUCGAGUUCAUGUCUGAGCAUACUUGUCAAGGCUUACUUCAAGGCUACACAAUGACUGGCCGCACCGGCAUACUUGCUGCCGAUGAAAGCCUGUUUCCAGUCAUUGCGACCAUGGUGACACAGUAUAGCAGGUUCCUUAGAAUUCUCAAGGACACGCCAUGGCGCAAAGAUGUGAGCAGCUUGAAUUACAUUACAACAGGCACCUGGACACGGCCGGAGACAAACGGACUCUCUCACCCAAACCCUAGCUUCAUCGGCUCUAUUCUCAAUCUCAAACCAGCAAUUGGGAGAGUCUACCUACCACCAGAUGCCAAUACAUUCUUGUCUACCAUGGCACACUGUCUAAGGUCCAAGAACUAUGUCAACUUGAUUGUCUCCUCGAGUCAUCCCGAACCUACCUGGCUCACACCGGAUCAAGCAGACAUGCACGCGCGGGCCGGGGGCAGUGUGUGGAAAUUCGCCAGCACCAACGAUGGUAUCAACCCAGACGUCGUGCUUGUCGGCAUUGGCGCAGACAUGACGUUUGAAGUGAUUGCCGCAGCCGCCUACUUGCGGAAACUGGCGCCGUCGCUUGCCGUGCGUGUGGUUAACGUUACCGACCUCAUGAUUUUAGGUCGCGAAGGCUCGCAUCCUCAUGCACUCAGUCACACCGACUUCGACACGCUGUUCACUCCGGACAGGAACAUCCACUUCAACUAUCACGGCUAUGCGAACGAGCUUCAAGGACUAUUGUUCGGCAGACCGAGGCUUGACCGCAUCACGAUUUCCAGCUUCCAGAACGAAUGGACCGCCACAACGACGUUCGGAAUGCUCCUCAAGAACGGAUGUGAUCGAUACCAUGUCGCCGAGGCUGCAGUCCGUGGCGCAGCGAUAUGUAACCCGCACGUGGCCGUCGAUAUGCAGAAGCUCGUGGCGCACAUUCAGCACGAAAGAGUCAAAGUGGAACAAUUUAUUCAUAAGAAUGGUGUCGAUCCCGAGGGUACGUUCAGCAUUCCCAAGUUCCCAAAGGGUCAUCAUAAUGGGCACCAUAACAUCGAAACUGCUGGAGGGAGUGAUUGGGAGUCCCACGAUCGAAUAUUGCAUGUUCCUAAUGGCGACACUUUGUAAUCCUGCAUUUGGCAGAGAAUGGCGUUUCUGGAGAGGCGAAUUGUUUGGAUGCCUUCCGGACUACGAGUCGAAGGUAUGGUGCGGAUAUGCACAGUGACAUUCGUCGGGAUUAUCAGAGUCCUGGCUUUACAAAAACACCUGGUGGCAACCUAUGCGGAAACCAGCAGUGCAAAAAUAGGCGGAACUCAAACAUGCAGUGUUCGGACAUCGUCUUUGCGUCAGAUCACUUGACGUGGGUUCGUCGAGCCGUUCUUUUGACAGCGUCGAGGACAAAUUGGCAAAUCUUCUCUGGGAAGUCACUAUGACAGAAUGAUGAAUGAUGAGAAUGAUGGUACCAAAUGUAUGGAUUCAUGGAUGUACCUGGUUGGCAAUCUUUAUUGUUCAGUUGGAUGUACAACUUGAAUGAAUGGGCAAUUAUAGCGAACUUAAUCAGCAGCACCAGCAGGCUGAGUAUGCUUAUCAUAUAGAGCCAUCCGCUCUUGUAAGGACAGUAAACUGGGAUGUACAGGUCCAGUGGCAGGUGCAUUUAGUUUCCCUGAAGAACAGUACAUGCUUCC
Exophiala dermatitidis NIH/UT8656 is the source of this 4695-nucleotide messenger RNA. RefSeq lists its product as uncharacterized. Gene Ontology annotation, molecular function: aldehyde-lyase activity. The transcript has 6 exons. Gene Ontology annotation, biological process: carbohydrate metabolic process. NCBI's taxonomy places the organism in Eukaryota, Fungi, Ascomycota, Eurotiomycetes, Chaetothyriales, Herpotrichiellaceae. The record is from RefSeq and is a predicted model, not a curated record. The coding region runs from base 1556 to 4138 and encodes 860 amino acids.